AUGGGGACUACAGGACUCCAAUUCACAAUAUGGCUCAUCUACCUGAUGCUGAUGGUUGGCUCACUCACUCAGACUGCUAAUGCAUCUCACAUCGGCCGAGUGUGCACGACUUGGGGACACUAUCACUGGAAGACCUUUGAUGGAGACUUCUUCCAGCUGGCCUCCACCUGCAACCAUGUCCUGGCCUCGCAGUGUAAGGGCAGCUAUGAAAAUUUUAACAUCCAGAUGAGGCGCAAGGUAGUCAACAACAUCCCCACCAUCAGCAGCAUCACAAUGAAGCUGGAAGGGUCUGUGGUAGAGCUGUCCGGCAGCUCAGUGAUCGUCAAUGACAGGACGGUGUCUCUGCCGUUCAUCACAUUUGGGGUGACUGUGAAGGGGACCACGUCUAGUAUCACUGUCGAAGCUAAGCUGGGAAUCACAGCUAUCUGGAACAGGGAUGACUCAUUGGAUAUUGAAAUAGAUGACAAAUACCAGGACCAGACCUGUGGACUGUGUGGAAACUUUGAUAGCAUAGCCAAUGAUUUGAUGAAAGACGGAGCUCUGCUGUCUGUGACAGACUAUGCUGAGACCUACAAGGUGAAUGGGCCGACGGAGAGCUGUGAGGAGCCUGAACUUAAGCCUGUCCUGAGCUGUGGUAACAAGGAAUUCUGUGACCGGAUUUUCUCCAGCGCUCUAUUCAACAGCUGCCAAAUCCUUCUGGACGUGGACUCCUUCAGUAAAGCCUGUAUGGCUGACAUGUGUAACUCUAAAGCCAACGACCACUCAGUUGUCUGCAAAACUAUCUCAGAGUUCUCCAGACAGUGUGUCCAUGCAGGUGGCAAGCCGCAACAAUGGAGGAACACAACUUUUUGCUACAAGGAGUGUCCAUACAACAUGAAGUUCUUGGAGUGUAGCAAUUCAUGUCCUGAUAGCUGCUCCAACCCUCAGGCCAGCCAGACAUGUGACAACCACUGCCAUGAUGGCUGCAGCUGCCCUGCCGGAACGGUCUUUGAUGACAUCGGUAAGACUGGCUGUAUUGCACUGAAUGAGUGUCCAUGUCUACACAACAACAAAGUCUACAAGUCCGGAGAGUCGUACUCAUACAACUGUAGAUCUUGUGUGUGUGAGAGCGGUCAGUGGAAAUGUACGGAGGAGAACUGUCCAGGAACCUGCUCUGUGGAGGGAGGAGCUCACAUCAACACCUUCGAUGGAAAAGUCUACACCUUCCACGGUGACUGUUCCUACGUUCUGGCUAAGGAAACUAAUGGCUCUUCAUACACUGUGCUGGUGGACCUGGUCAAGUGCGGUCUGGCUGACAGUAGGACCUGCCUCAGAGCUGUAACUGUGGCCUUAUACAGCAAUUCUGUGGUUGUUAAAAUUCAGGCAUCCGGGCAGGUCUUUGUGAACCAGAUUCUUUCUCAGCUUCCACUGUUUACACCGGAUCUGAGUGCCUUCAAGCCGUCAUCCUUCUACAUCCUCAUAAGUACCAGAGUGGGCAUACAAGUGAUGGUCCAGCUGUCCCCCGUGAUGCAGGUCUUCAUUUCAGCUGACACUUCACUCAAAGGAACCACCUCUGGUUUGUGUGGGAACUUCAAUAACAUAAUGAGUGAUGACUUCAGAGUGAUCAGUGGGCUGGUGGAGGGUACUGGCACUGCAUUCACCAACACAUGGAAAACAAGAGCCAGCUGCCCCGACAUCACAGCACGCUUUGGACACCCCUGUAGCCAGGGCAUCAGCAAAGAGAGUUAUGCACAGUAUUGGUGCUCCAAACUAAUGGAUCCCAAGGGUGUGUUUGCUCCUUGCCACUCUGUCAUUAGCCCCACCAUGUACAACGACAACUGCAUGUAUGACAGCUGUAACUGUGAGAAAAGCGAGGACUGCAUGUGUGCUGCAGUCUCCUCUUACGUCUACGCCUGUUCAGGGGCAGGAGUCCACCUCAGUGGCUGGAGGGAAACCAUCUGUGGCAAAUUCAGUGCAUCGUGUCUAGCAGAGACAGUGUAUGAGUACAACAUGACUAGCUGCGGACGCACCUGCCGAUCCCUGAGCCAGGCUGACUACUCCUGCCAGACCAAUUUCCCCACAGUGGACGGCUGUGGCUGUGCUGAGGGAACCUACAUGAAUGAGGAGGGGCAGUGUGUGUCCAGUUCAAGCUGUCCCUGUUACGAUAAGGACACCAUUAUUCCUGCUGGACAGGCUGUCACCUCAUCAUCAUGCGCUGCCCCCAUGGUGUACUUCGACUGCUCCACUGCACAACCUGGGGCCACUGGGACUGAGUGUCAGAAGAGUUGCAGCACUCUGGACAUGGCUUGCAUCAAAACAGGCUGUACGUCAGGCUGCAUGUGCCCUGAUGGCCUGGUGUCAGAUGGAGUAGGAAGCUGUAUCAAUGAGACCAGCUGUCCAUGUCUGCACAAUGGACAGGUCUACCAGCCUGGACAGACACUGACUGUGGAAUGCAACACCUGCUACUGCAGUGGAAGGAAGUUCAUAUGCUCCAACAAUGUGUGUGAUGCUGUCUGUGGGAUCUAUGGCGAGGGCCACUACGUCACAUUUGAUGACAAGAGGUUUGACUUCAGUGGACAGUGUGAAUACACACUCCUGCAGGACUAUUGUGGUCAGGGCAAUGGAAGCUUCAGAAUUAUCACUGAGAAUGUUCCAUGCGGAACCACGGGAACCACCUGCGCCAAGAGCAUCAAGAUCUUCCUGGAGGAUAAUGAAUUCCAACUUAAAGAUGAGACCUUCCAGGUGGUAAAGGGCAGCAGCCAAGUGCUCCCUGCUCAGGUACACAAGAUGGGUAUUUACCUGGUGAUAACGAUCAAGGCAGGACUUGUGCUCAUGUGGGACCAGAAGACCAGUCUUUUCAUUAAACUCAGCCCCCGGUUCCAGAGUGAAGUCUGCGGUCUAUGUGGAAACUAUGACGGCAACAGUAAGAAUGACUUCACCACACGCUCCCAGGAGACAGUGGCAGAUGUGCUAGAAUUUGGUAACAGUUGGAGGGUUUCAUCCAGCUGCCCCAACGCACAACUAAUCAGUGAUCCCUGUGCCUCCAACCGCUACCGCGCAGCCUGGUCCCAGAAACAGUGUAGCAUCAUCACCAGUGUCACCUUCCAGAGCUGUCACUCACAGGUUGACCCUGGUCCCUACUUUGAUUCUUGCGUGAGAGACUCUUGUGCUUGUGACACCGGUGGGGACUGUGAGUGUCUCUGCACUGCUGUGGCUGCCUAUGCCAAAGCUUGUAAUGAAGCUGGGGCCUGCGUUAAAUGGAGAACUCCAAAGCUGUGCCCUGUUUUCUGUGACUACUAUAACUCGCCUGAUGGUUGUGAGUGGCACUAUAAGCCAUGUGGAGCUGCCUGCAUGAAGACAUGUAGAAAUCCAUCAGGAAACUGUUCCAACCUCAUCACUUCCCUGGAAGGCUGCUAUCCACAGUGUCCCCCCACCAAGCCUUACUUUGAUGAAGACACCAUGAAGUGCGUUGCCUGGAACCAGUGUGGCUGCUAUGAUUCCAAAGGAACCCAUUACAGCAUUGGAGAUAAGGUUCCAUCAAAGAACUGUUACACUUGCUCCUGUACAGUUUCUGGAAUAUCGUGCAGCUACAAUGUGAACUCGUGUACAUGCUUCAUUAAUGGAAAGACCUACAGUUAUGGGGAAACAAUCUACAACACGACAGAUGGGCUUGGACACUGCAUUACAGCUGAGUGUGGGGCCAAUGGAACUGUAACAAGAAACAUACACCCGUGCUUGACUACCACCACCCCUGGGAUUACAACAGGCACCUUCACAUUCAGCACAGUUCCUGCUAGUACCACCACCACUAGAGCACCUUCAAGCACAACUAAGGGAACAACAACCAAACAAGUCCACACAACAACAUCUGAGGAAACAACAAUCAGUGUUGAAACAACAAAACCACCCACAAUCACCACUGGCCCAGUGACCACCUCUACAACAACUACUGUUGAAACUACAACCUCAGUGCCUGGUGUCACAACAAGAAGUUCAGAAACCACAGUGGUGACCUCAAAACCAUCUGUUAGCACCACAACUACUGAGGGACCUUCAACAACCAGGGACAUGGUUUACAAUGUCACUGAUGGCUUAGGGUGGUGUUACAUUGCAUAUUGCAAUGCAUCUUGUAAUAUUGUGGCAGAGCCCAGUCUAUGUAACACAACACCGAUACCCAGCACAACCGCCCACUCUACUACUACAUUGUUCAGCACCUCUACAAAGGCCACGAUUUCAAGCUCAGUUCCUCCCUCCACAACUGUUCCUACUUCUUCUCACAUUCCAUCAACAACCCCAUCAACAACAACCCUGGACUGCAAUGAUGUGGAUCCACCAAGAAAGAAUGGAGAAACCUGGAAGGCUGACAACUGUACCACAGCUGUGUGCACUAAUGGCAAGGUCACGGAGACACAGACUCCCUGUCCCACAGUGGAGCAACCAAUCUGUGCCAAUGGACGCAAAGCUGUCAAGGUUUAUGACGGAUGCUGCUUCCACUAUGAAUGUGAAUGUGUGUGCAGUGGUUGGAGUGGAGCCCACUACAUGACAUUUGAUGGAAAAUCAUACAGUUUUGAUGAGAACUGCACUUACUACCUGGUCAAAGAGAUAAUUACUAAAUAUAACUUGACUAUUAUCUUAAAUAACCAAGACUGCGAUCCUUCGGACAGCACAUUCUGCCCCCAGUCUCUCUAUGUUAUAUACCAAUCCUACAAGGUCGUUUUGACUCAGUUGAAGACUUCAGGAACAACUAAUGUGGUGUACGUGAAUCAGAAACGUAUCUAUCCCGCCUACAGCAAUUCCGUCCUGCGCCUCACUGGCACAGAUAUGGUGAUCACACUGGAGAUACCAGCGAUCAGCACAAAAGUGGUCUACAGGGGCAACUCAUUCAGCAUUGACCUCCCCUAUUCCCUCUUUGAGGGGAACACUGAGGGACAGUGUGGAACCUGUGACAACUCGAAGAACAACGACUGCCGUUCUCCCAAUGGCCAGGUGGAAAGCUGCUCAGACUCUGCAGGCCAGUGGCAUGUCCCAGGUACAUCCUGUGUCACCCCCACAACUCCACCAACUAUGACUACAUCAACCAGCGAGACCACCACAAAACAAACAACAACAUCUUUUUGCAAACCUGCCAUCUGCGAUCUUCUAACCAGCAGUGUAUUUGAACCGUGCCACAAAGUCAUAUCACCAGGACCAUUUGUGAGAUCUUGUGUUUACGACAUUUGCAAAAGUGACAAUAACAGCUGCUCCAGCCUGGAGGCCUAUGCCACUGAGUGCGCUAAUGGAGGAGUCUGUAUCGACUGGAGGAACGCUACUAAUGGACAGUGUGAGCACAAGUGUCCGAGCAACAAAGUGUACAUGGUCUGUGGCCCCACUGUGGAGCCUACAUGCAACAACGGAUACAACAAGAAGUUCCAGGCUGAUGGCAACACAUCCACUAACUACACUAAGGAGGGCUGCUUCUGUCCUCAUGGCACCACCUUAUUCAACACUGUCUAUGACGAAUGUGUUACCUCCUGCGAUUGUGUUGGACCUGAUGGAAAACCAAAACAGCCUAAUGAGACGUGGAAAAGUGGCUGCAACAACUGUGUGUGUGACAAGGACUCCAUGAGCAUCCAGUGUGAGCCCAUCAAGUGCUCCACGGCACAGAGCCCCAGCUGCAGCGAGCCUGGCCAGCAGCUGGUCAACAAGACAGACGGCUGCUGCACAACACAGUCAUGCGAAUGUAACGUGAACCUGUGCCCUGCUGUCAUCACCUGCCCGCUGGGCUUCAGAGUCAACGCCACCAAAGGCACUUGCUGCCAGUCCUAUGAGUGCGUUCCUAAAGGUGUGUGUGUCUAUGACAUGAAGGAAUACAAGCCUGGUGCCAAGAUACCAACACCACAAACAACAUCAGAACCUCCACUGGCAUCACCAUCACGAUCACCAUCAGAAGCAUCAUCAGGAUCACCAUCAGGAUCACCAUCAGAAGCAUCAUCAGGAUCACCAUCAGAGGCAUCAUCAGGAUCACCAUCAGAGGCAUCAUCAGGAUCACCAUCAGGAUCACCAUCAGAGGCAUCAUCAGGAUCACCAUCAGGAUCACCAUCAGAGGCAUCAUCAGGAUCACCAUCAGAAGCAUCAUCAGGAUCACCAUCAGCAUCACCAUCAGAGGCAUCAUCAGGAACAGGACAAUCAUCAGGAACAACAGCAGCAUCAUCAGGAAAGGAAGCCAAACAGGAAACUACAUCAGAAGGGUCGUCUGACCCCGGGCCCUGCCAGGACUGUUACUGUGGCCCCAAGGUGGAUCCCACCACAAAGCUGAACAUCAUUAACUGCAAACCUCUUGUCUGCAACACAACCUGCUCAAAAGGUUAUGAAUAUCAGACUUCACAUGACAAGUGCUGCGGGACCUGUGUUCAGAAGAGCUGUAUUUUCACCACACCUGACAACACCACGCAAGUCAUUGAGGUCAACAACACUUUUGUACCCUCUGAUGACAAGUGUGUGGUAUAUACCUGUGAGAAUAUCAAUGGACAGCCUGUUACCAAGGAAACCAAGAGCAAUUGUCCUCACUUUAACCCCUUGGACUGCGAACCUGGCACCGAGACAACCGACGCUAACGGAUGUUGCAAAUCCUGUAAGAUCCGGAGUGUGUGUGAGGUCCAGAACGAGCCGACAGUCAUCGAGGUGAACGGCUGUAAGAGCGCGCAGCCGGUCAACAUGACGUCCUGCUCCGGACACUGUGGAAGCUCGUCCAUAUAUUCAGCAGCAGCUAACAAGUUCAUGCACCAGUGUGAGUGUUGCCAGGAGACCUCCACCAGUCAGAAGCAGGUGGAGCUGGUCUGCGCCGACGGCUCCAAGGAGCAGCACAGCUACAUGGUGGUGAAUGCGUGCAGCUGCAGCAAAUCAGAGUGUGUGACGUCCAAACCACAACGCCGCAGGAGACGCUGAUCAGUCACUGACCGAUUGAACCUGGACUGAUUUAAGCCUCAUAAACACUAUGACUUAACCUUCCAGCUUCUUCUUCUUUGUGUCAGGUUUUAUUAUUUAUAGCCCAACAUGUGCUCUUCUUCUUCACUGUCACAACAUGUUACUGUGUUGUAAACUUUCUUCAUUUUAGGAUUUCUUGGAUGAUAAUUAUUAAAAUUAUA
Molecule: messenger RNA, 7103 nt
Organism: Seriola dumerili (greater amberjack)
Lineage: Eukaryota; Metazoa; Chordata; Actinopteri; Carangiformes; Carangidae
Product: mucin-5AC-like
Exons: 45
Coding region: 1-6903 (2300 amino acids)
Cellular component (GO): extracellular matrix; extracellular region
Molecular function (GO): hormone activity
Source: RefSeq, a predicted model, not a curated record